Cuscuta campestris is the source of this 2019-nucleotide messenger RNA. Lineage: Eukaryota; Viridiplantae; Streptophyta; Magnoliopsida; Solanales; Convolvulaceae. The record is from the annotation of a GenBank genome assembly.
CUGCGACUCGCCUUUUUUCCGCACCUAACAGUCGCCAGAAACUGAUAAUUGAAGAAGAAUCGUUCAAUCUUUCAAUCGCGCGUUCUCUUAAUUUCGGGUAGAUCUUAGCGCCGUCGUCUGGGAAUGGAGGAGGAUUUCGAUAUGCCGCCGGCGGAGGAGAUGGAGGACUUGGAUCUUCCGGACGACAGUCCGAUGAUUAAGGUCGGCGAGGAGAAGGAGAUCGGGAAGCAAGGGUUGAAGAAGAAGCUCGUCAAGGAAGGGGAACGAUGGGAGACUCCGGAGGCCGGGGAUGAAGUUGAAGUGCAUUACACUGGGACUCUGCUUGACGGAACUAAGUUCGAUUCUAGCCGAGAUAGAGGCACUCCGUUUAAGUUCACUCUUGGUCAAGGGCAAGUGAUUAAAGGAUGGGAUCAAGGUAUCAAAACUAUGAAGAAGGGUGAGAAUGCAAUUUUUACCAUACCCCCAGAGCUUGCCUAUGGAGAGUCUGGUUCUCCACCAACCAUUCCUCCGAAUGCAACAUUGCAGUUUGAUGUUGAGUUGCUGUCAUGGGUAAGUGUCAAGGACAUUUGCAAAGAUGGUGGCAUUUUCAAGAAGAUUAUUGCUGAAGGGGAGAAAUGGGAAAACCCCAAGGACCUUGAUGAGGUCUUAGUGAACUUUGAAGCCCGUCUUGAAGAUGGGACUGUAGUUGCAAAAUCAGAGGGUGUGGAGUUCACUGUUCAAGAAGGACAUUUUUGCCCUGCACUUUCCCGCGCUGUGAAGACCAUGAAGAAGGGAGAGAAGGUGCAGCUAACAGUGAAGCCUCAAUAUGGGUUUGGCGAGAAGGGAAAGGCUGCAUCUGGUGUUGAAGGUGCUGUUCCACCGAGUGCGACAUUACUAAUUGACUUGCAGCUUAUCUCUUGGAAGACUGUUACCAAUGUCACUGAUGAUAAGAAAGUGGUAAAAAAGAUCCUCAAGGAAGGGGAAGGAUAUGAGCGACCUAAUGAAGGAGCUGUUGUGAAAUUGAAAUUGAUUGGGAAAUUGCAAGAUGGGACUAUCUUCAUCAAGAAGGGGCAUGAUUCUGAGAAUGAAGAUCAGCUCUUUGAGUUCAAGACUGAUGAAGAGCAAGUCAUCGAUGGGUUGGACAGAGCUGUGCUGACAAUGAAGAAGGGCGAAGUGGCACUCUUGACUAUUGCUCCAGAGUACGCUUUUGGUGCAUCGGAGAAUAAGCAGGACUUGGCCGUUGUCCCUGCCAACUCCACUGUGUUUUAUGAGGCAGAGCUUGUAUCUUUUGUUAAGGAAAGGGAAUCAUGGGACAUGAAGAAUGACGAGAAAGUUGAAGCUGCCAUCAGAAAGAAGGAAGAAGGAAACGCCCUUUUCAAAGCAGGAAAGCAUGCCAAAGCUUCUAAGAGAUAUGAGAAGGCGGGGAAGUUUGUAGAGUAUGACAAUAACUUCAGCGAAGAGGAGAAAAAGCAAGCCAAGGCUUUGAAAAUAUCAUGCAACCUGAACAAUGCAGCUUGCAAAUUGAAACUGAAAGAGUUCAAAGAAGCUGCCAAGCUAUGCACUAAGGUUCUGGAACUGGAGACCACUAACGUGAAAGCACUCUACAGAAGAGCCCAGGCGUAUAUGAAUAUGGCGGACCUCGACCUGGCUGAGUUUGAUAUAAAGAAAGCUCUGGAAAUUGAUCCGGAGAAUAGGGAGGUGAAGUUGGAGUACAAAGUGUUGAAGAACAAGAUGAAAGAGUUCAACAAGAAGGAUGCCAAGUUCUACGGGAACAUGUUUGCCAAGCUGACCAAGCUGGAGUCACUUGACGACAAUAAAGCUGCUGCUGUUGCUCCAAAGGAGGCCGAACCCAUGAGCAUUGAUAGCAAGGCUUGAGAGAGAGUUAAGAGUAAUAAGUAAUUCUUCCUCAACAACAAUUUUACUUGUCUGUUCUGUGUUUCUUUUUAUACUCGGAUUCUGUAAUUCAAUGAAGUAUGGAUGCUUUUUUCGUGGUUUUAUUUAUGUCUUGAGAAUUGAGAAUGGAGCCUAUGGUCAGUUCCG